Messenger RNA from Darwinula stevensoni, 3611 nucleotides. Lineage: Eukaryota; Metazoa; Arthropoda; Ostracoda; Podocopida; Darwinulidae. The record is from the annotation of a GenBank genome assembly.
AUUUUCUUCAUUUUGUUGUUUAUACCUUGAUUAAUUUUCUGGUAGUAAUGGAUAAUAUCUGCACAUUUUUGAGUUGAUGGAAUGUUGUGCUGAAUGUAAGGUCAUGCAGAGGAGAAGCAUGCCUUUUGUUCACAGCACUACAUUGAGGUGCACCUCAUCACCAUUCUGACAAUCUUGAUGUCAUUUUCCUUCAUGAAAUUGUAAGACCAUGUAAAAAUGUGACAAUUUGUCUCCCACUAUCAGAGAUGACAGUUGAUGUAAAUUUGAAUUUAGAUCUUGAUUUGAACUGUACUGUCAUCUGCCAAACAGAAUCUUGCAUUCAUGACAUUUUAGGGCAUUAGAGUCCAAUGCUAGGUGACAUAAUUCUGUUCCUGGUAUCACACAGGACCUACCAAUUCAAUUUCCUCAGGUCACAAUCAGAUAUUUUGACACAAAAUGCAUGUGCAGAUUUGAAAAACUUGAGUGAAGGUUAAAUUAGAUUUCUAUGGAGGCAUUUAGUGUGCAGAGCAGACAAUUGUAGUAUUUUAUUGCCAAUACAUGAACAUUUAAUGUGCAUUUUCUGAAACUGCAUGUGCACACUCAUGAUUAACAUUCAGGUUUUGAAGAAACAAGGGCAUUGUACACGUGUGGCUCGGCUCAUUGAUUUUCAUGAACAUCCUUUGAAAUGCUAUAAUUUGCAAAUUGUUAUUUUCCAAGUGAUCCACCAUAUAGAUAUCACCUUAAUGUUUGAUCUCACCUGACCCUUAGUUUGUUCUUGAGCAUCUUAUGGGUUCUGACAAGUCAGAUGUUUAUUGAAUUUUUUUAAUAGAAUGAGUAUAUUAAUCACAAUUAAAAUUAUUUCAUCAGCAACCCUAUUUUCAUUUGAGAUAUGUUUAGCAGAAUCGUAUGUUCCUAAUGCUAAAUAUCCAAGAAGGAAGCAGAAAUGCUUUUACUCUCUUAUGGAGGCUUCUUGAGCCAUCUAUUUAGUUUGAUGCGUGUUGGAUGUCUUGUGGAUCACACUUUCUUUUCCCAUAACAUGUUGAGGAGGCCAUGAUGAGUUUAUUGUGAAUUAGGAUUAUUCGAAGAAUGGGCCGGCAUUUUAUAGAUUAUACGGAGGAUCAAUGCACUAGAGCUCUGUGUGCCAAUGUAGCAGUCAGUCAUGACAGAUAUGGCUCAUUCUUAUGAGACUGAAAAACUUGAAAGGUGAAUUAUGAAAUUGCACCAAGGAAAUGUAUCUCUAAGGAAAUGAUGGCCCAUUCUUAGUUCUUCCUCAAAUAUGGAUAAUUGGAGGACAUUGUGGUUUGUUCAGAAAAAAGCCCAUGAAUUCUUUGCAGCCAGCUAGGAGGAUUUCCAGUGCCCAGGAAACAUACAAAAAGAGUUAUUGGAAGGACUGAGGGCAUUUGAAAGUGUUUGGGAGAGCCCAUCAUUAAGUAAAGUCAGAAAAUCUGACUGCCUGGUUUGUGAGGCUUUGAAGACCUUAUAUUGACCUUGAAUCCAAAGCAAGACAUUUUCUUGAGAGGCAUUGCAGCAGACUGACAUCUGAGUGAAGAUACGCUGAAAAGAAGGGUAUUUUUGAGUAGGGUAUGUCGUGAGUCCAUCCUUCAUUAUUUUCCAUUUCUUGAUUUUGAAAAGGUUGUGCAUGUUGGUUAUCAAUUAAGAGCCAAUUGAUUGAAAUGGAGUUGGAUGGUGAUCAGUUGAGAUGGAAAUGGAAUGAAACUUUCCAUGCAUCCAAUGAGAUGCUGAUGAGUUAAUCCAGAGAGAUGUGCUGUUCUCAUUGACUAGACAAGUUUAUUUCAAACUGGAGGAUUCAUUGAGUUCAUUUAUUAAAAGCAGCUAAUGUAUAGGAAAGCAAAGUAUCCUAUGAAUUUUUUAUAUGUAUCUUGUUAUAGCAUUCAUCAUUUCAUUAGUGGGAUUCGUGCUGUUCAGUCUUAACUAAUAUGACCUCCUUUACAUAUGAAAACCAGACAUCUGACUUAUCAUGGCUGACAUGGAUCGAGAAGAUGGGGGAGGCUACCGUGGUCGUGGUGGGCCUCGUGGCCGUGGUGAUGGGUUCCGUGGUGGUUUCCGUGGUCGAGGCGGGGAUCGGGAUGGAGGACCUCCAAGAGGGCGGGGUGGCUUUGAUGGUGGACGUGGUGGAGGAGGAUUCAGAGGAGGAUUUGAAGGCAGCAGAGGAUUUGGAGGACGUGGAGGCUUUGAUCGGGGAGGAUCUAGAGGUCGUGGAGAUUUCAGAGGAGGACGCGGUGGAGAUUUCAGAGGUGGCCGUGGUGGAGGAGACUUCCGUGGUGGUCGGGGCGGUGGAGACUUCCGUGGUGGUCGUGGCGGUGGGGACUUCCGUGGUGGUCGAGGCGGUGGGGAUUUCCGUGGGGGACGUGGUGGGGGAGAUUUCCGGGGUGGCAGAGGUGGUGGCAUGGAUAGACCCUCGUGAGGAUCGUGAUGGACGUUUCGGAGCUGGUGGCGGCAUGCAAGGGAAGCGACCCAGGUGGGAUCCUGUUGAUGAAGGUGGCCCACCUGCCAAGGCCCCCUAUGGUGGUGGAGGAGGCCCAGGGGGAAGACCCGGCUACAAUUCCUUUGAGCAGGGUGGCGGUGGUGGCUUUGGAAAUCCUGGUUAUCAGUCUGGUAAUUUUCAGGCUGGAGGUGGUGACUCCUAUGGAGGACCUCAUGGUGGAUAUGGUGGUGGAGCUGGGAACCCGGGUGCAUCUGGAUACAAUACAUCAGGAUAUUCAGGCUACGGAGGCGAUGGAGGAUAUGGAGCUGGUGGAUAUGCAGGGGUACCCCCUCCAAACAUGGGGGCUCCUCCACCACCCCCACCAACUGCAGGUGGUGGAGCUGUUGAUGGCUAUGGAGGUGCUCCUGUGGGUGUUCCACCUCCACAACCUGUCCCAAACCCAUACACUGAUGGAGGAUAUGGGAAGCAGCAGGCUCAACUCUCUGGAUACACAACAACCCCAACUCCUGGAGCUCCACCAUCAGGCUAUGAUGCUAGAACUGGGUAUUCCCCAACUGCCCCACCAGUCCAGGCCUAUGCUGGUAAAGAGACAAAGUCUGAUUCCUCGAUCGGCCAGUAUCGUAGGAAGCGUCGCCUCAUGCAUGGAUCCCGAUAUGCAUCCACCGCCCGUUUAAAGCGUCGGCGAGAAGGAGGCCGCCCCACUGCCCGACAUCCAGCCCUCGGUGGACGUCCAUUCUUCAGUCGUCGGCGGUCGCAAGCACAGAUGAAGCCAAGGGUGUUGCUCGUGGUCGCGCUGGGGCUGCUCGCCUGUGCGCUCCAGGACGGGGAGUUGCGGCGGGAGAAGCGGCAAUUCUCCUACUAUCUUCUCGGCCUGUUCCCCGGACUGGCGAAGUCGGGGGUCCAGGCGGUCUCCGUGCUGUCCACGGCCACCGCCAACGUCGUCGUGACGUUCACGCAGCCGAACUACCUCGCCAACCUCACGGCCCACGUGGUCGCCUCCGGCCUCACCCCCGACGAGAGGUACCGCCUCUCCGUCAGGGUGGAGGCGGUAACCGAGUUCAACUGCAUAUUUCAGGGGACGGCCUAUGACCCAAAUAGAGUCCACAUAAAAUUCAACCCGAGGCUGGGGGACGUGACGGCGGACGCCAACGGCUUGCACCUGCGCUGCGAGAGCCAGACCCGGUAG